CUCAAAAAAUCCUAUCAUGUUUAAACAAGAUUUUAAGUACUAUAAAUCCAAAAAACCGCCACCAAGCUAUGAAAAUGUUCUUGAUUUCGACUCAGAAAAUAUCCUGCACAAAGUUAUAAAAAGGGAAAGGAUAACAACAAAUUCGAGUCUAUUUGGUCUUAUUCCUACAGAAGAAUGGGAAAUAUACGAUAUUAAAGAAAAUCCUGGUUUAGUUUUUAUAAAAAAUCCUUUUACACGUUUAGGACAACGAUAUUGGAUAACAAGGUGUCUUAAAUCGUAUCCCGAAACACCAAAUAAGACAAAUUUAGAUAUUCACGAUUUAAUACCCCAUAAUGAAACUUGGUGGGAGAGUUCUAAAGGCGAUAAUGAGAUGUUAAAGAAAUUGAGAUGGGCUACAUUUGGUUAUCAUCAUAAUUGGGAUACAAAAAUUUAUUCAGAAAACUCAAAAAGUAUUUUUCCAAAAGAUCUUUAUUUCUUCACCAAGCAUUUCGCAGAAACAUUAAGUUUUAAUUUAUUUAAUCCAGAAGCUGCAAUUGUAAAUUAUUACCAUUUAGAUUCAACAUUAUCAGGCCACACCGACCACUCAGAAAAUAACUUAGAGGCACCUUUAUUUUCGUUUAGUUUUGGACAAACAGCUUUAUUUUUGAUUGGUGGUGAAUCAAUUGAUGUUAAACCUACAGCUUUAUAUCUAAAAAGUGGGGAUGUGAUCAUUAUGAGUAAAAAAUCAAGAUUGUGUUACCAUGGAGUCCCCAAAAUAUUAAAUUGUGUGAAUAAAAGUUGGAAUUUAAACGAAAAUUUUGAUAAAGAUGAACUGAUAGAAGAUUUUAUAGAUAAAAAUGUUUUAAAUUUAUGUUGUGAUAAUGAUAAAUGGGAGCGAUUUAAUAACUACAUAAAUAAUUCGAGGAUAAACAUUAAUAUAAGACAAGUUUUAAGGAAAGGGGAAAUAAAAGUAAAUAAAUGAAUUGAACAAACUAAA
This is a messenger RNA of Onthophagus taurus, 976 nucleotides long. It is a transcript of the gene AlkB, whose product is annotated as alpha-ketoglutarate-dependent dioxygenase AlkB. Lineage: Eukaryota; Metazoa; Arthropoda; Insecta; Coleoptera; Scarabaeidae. Gene Ontology annotation, cellular component: cytoplasm; nucleus. Gene Ontology annotation, biological process: oxidative RNA demethylation. Gene Ontology annotation, molecular function: ferrous iron binding; broad specificity oxidative DNA demethylase activity; oxidative RNA demethylase activity. The record is from RefSeq and is a predicted model, not a curated record.